AUGAAGUUCUCAACAAUCGUCACCGUCUUGGCCUUGACGUCUGCUCUCGCCAUCGUGAAUGCAGAUUCCACCAACAAUCAGAAGGGAGGGGCCAUUAUCGAUGCCCAGCUCGCCAACAAUAACAACCAACAGCAACAGCAGGGUACCGUCGGCGUCGGUGUUUUUAUCAAGCGCUUGGUUGACUCUGCAAUUGGUACCGAGGACACUGCUCCUGACGCCCCUGAUUCAACUGAGGAGGUCAGCCCUGACGCGCCCGACCAGGCUCAAGACCUUUUUGCCAUCCUUACCGUUGAUGCUUCCAUCGCCGAGAAUCCUACCACCUCCAGUGCUGCUGCUACUGCUGCUCCUGAGCCUGAAGAAGUCAACAACGAGGAUGAGGAUGAUGGCGAUGACGAGGAAGACGAUGUCAAAGACGGUGAGGACGAUGAGGGUGAUGAUGAUAACGACGCGGAUGUCGUUGAAACCAACUCCAACGUUGGCGCCGACCUUGCUGCUAGGGAUGUCGUGACGACCGAGAAGGCUGCUGCCCGACAGGCUGCCAUUCUUGAGGCCGAUGCCCGUGAGGAGAUGGAGAACGAGAUUGCUCCCAAUAACCAUGAUGAGGACGAAGAGAAUGACGAUAAGGAUGAGGAUGGGGAUGGGAAUGAGCAUGAAGAUGAGAAUGAGGGUGAGGAUGAAUACGAUGGCGAGGAUGAGAAUGGUGAUGAAGCUGAUGUGAACGACGAAGAAGAUGACGAGGCCGAGGGCUCCGCUAUCACAUUCGAAGUGGAUGAGGCCUAUGAGACUGGUGAGGCCGAUCAGGCUACCCAGGGUCUUGCUAUUACCUUCGAGGAGGGUGAGGCCGAUGAGACUGGUGAGGCCGAUCAGGCUGCCCAGGGUCUUGCCAUUACCUUCGAGGAGGAUGAAGCCUAUGAGAAUGGUGAGGCCGAUCAGGCUGCCCAGGGUCUUGCCGUCACCUUCGAGGAGGAACUCACAGAUGAACAGGAGGAAGCCCAAUAUGAAGCACCUGUUGACAGGGAGGAAGCCCAAGAUCAAGCACCUGCUGAGGAGCAGGCACCAGCUUUCGACGAACAAGCAUUCGAGUCCGUACCAGAGGUUCCACUUCUGAAGCGCCACCAUCACCACAGCACCAAGCACCACAAGAGCAAGAAGAGCCACCACAAAAAGCACCAGCAGUAA
Messenger RNA from Linnemannia hyalina, 1179 nucleotides. Lineage: Eukaryota; Fungi; Mortierellomycota; Mortierellomycetes; Mortierellales; Mortierellaceae. The record is from the annotation of a GenBank genome assembly.